AUGUGGUGCGAUAAGGUGCAUGUCUUCAGGUUGAUACGGCAAGUGCUGAAAGCCAUGGAUUCACAGCAUCGUUGGUGUCAAUGGGGGCUGCUGCGCAGGAUGCCAAACAAGCGCAAGUCUGUGAUUGGCUACAUGAUGAUUGCAGGUCUCGGAGUUUGGCUUUUCUCAGGUAUGAUUAGGUCCUGUGCAGCGACGCUGAAUCUGCGGGUGGCACAUGAGGCCAAGCAGGCAAGUGACAACCUGGAGGCAGAAAUGUCGCCAGCUGCCCGUUGUGCUCUCCACUGCGCUGCCUCUGUGAUAAGCGGUGCAGAUGCUGCUGCAAAUCGAACAGCUGGGGCUGCUCAAAUGCUGUGCCACAGGAUGAUGAAAGCCUCCAGCGCGGCGAAGGCAUCAUCUGUGGCUGCUGCGCAAGACGUGUGGCAGGAUGUGCAGCUGGCAUCUCGCUGGGUGAACUCGACGGGUGUGGCUCAGACCAGCAAGCGCCACAUUCAGGGGAUCCAUGACAGCUUCCACAGUGCCUGCCGCUUUCUAUCGCAGUCUGCAGAGGUUGCCCGAUGCAAGGCUAUAUCGUGCUACGCCAGUGCCGCACAUUCACUUGCAGGCACUGCCGAGAUGAUUGCAGAGUCUGCAGACAAGGUGCUCGAGUUCAAGGAGAUCAGCUUCGCUUAUGAAGUGCUGAGCAAUCCAGAAAGGCGGAGGGACUACGAUGAGAAAGGAGACCGUUUGUUCUACACCGGUCCACCAUCUUCUCCAGAAGAACUUGCAGAAAUGCUUCUUAGAGGUCCUGGAGGCAAGCCUGCGAGGAGGAAGAGUAAGGACAGAUUCUUGGCGCUGCCGGUUUCACUAGAGCAGCUCUACAGCGGGCACACUCACUCCAUGGUGGUGACGCGGAGGGUGAUUGACGCGUCAGUACCCGGCCGUUUGACGGCUGUCCAGAUACAGGAGGAACUCACAAUUUUUAUCGAGCGGGGUUCCGGACACGGUGAGUCGAUCCGCUUUGCCAGCAAGGGCGACGAGCAACCGGAAUGCGAAGUGGGGGACUUGAUCGUGGUCCUCCACGAGCUGGAGCAUCGACGUUUCACGCGUCGAGGAGCCGAUCUCUUCAUGAAAUUGGACAUCAGCCUCGCGGAGGCUCUUGGCGGUUUUAGGCGCACUCUCCAACAUCUGGACGGGCGGCGGAUGCUUGUAAAGGGCGACCCAGUCCUGGAGGUGGAUGGCCCAUAUACCAAGGCAGUGAAGGGCCAGGGCAUGCCGCUAAAGGGCAGGCCGUUCAUUUGCGGCAAUCUUUUUUUGGAGAUUCACAUCCACUUUCCCGAGAAGUUAGAUGCUUCAGUGAUGCUUCAGCUCGACGAAGUGCUUCCGUGCGGCGUGAAUUCGACAGAGACUCGUGAUGUCGAUGCCGUGUGUACCUUUGCGGAUGCCGACCCUUUUGUGCAGUGUUUACAAGCAGUCUAA
This is a messenger RNA of Symbiodinium sp. CCMP2592, 1455 nucleotides long. NCBI's taxonomy places the organism in Eukaryota, Dinophyceae, Suessiales, Symbiodiniaceae. The record is from the annotation of a GenBank genome assembly.